This is a messenger RNA of Platichthys flesus (European flounder), 1532 nucleotides long. RefSeq names its product cone-rod homeobox (gene crx). The transcript has 3 exons. Lineage: Eukaryota; Metazoa; Chordata; Actinopteri; Pleuronectiformes; Pleuronectidae. Gene Ontology annotation, biological process: regulation of transcription by RNA polymerase II; multicellular organism development. Bases 424 to 1317 code for a protein of 297 amino acids. Gene Ontology annotation, cellular component: nucleus. Gene Ontology annotation, molecular function: DNA-binding transcription factor activity, RNA polymerase II-specific; RNA polymerase II cis-regulatory region sequence-specific DNA binding. The record is from RefSeq and is a predicted model, not a curated record.
GUGUGGUGGGAGGGGUUUAGUGGAGCCACUUGUUUCCUCUAAUUAGCUGCGUGUGCCGGUGAAGAAUCUCAGUAGAGAGACCUCCCCAAGGCGCACAGGCAUCCAGGGGCCACUUCACCUGUGCGAGGACUCCUGCGUGAAGAAGAGCGACUGGGAGCCGGAGGAGCCGGAGGAGCUGCGGACCUGAAGCUCAGUGCGCUCUGCCCCGUCUGCUGCUGCGACACAGACACAAGCUGAAGCCGCGGGGUUCAAAAAGAAAAGAAAAAAGUCUUGAACUUUUCUCCUGCAGACCCGCUCCGGUGUGCACCGCUCCUCCGUGAAGCAGCUUCUCUCUGGCCCUGCUGAGCUCGGAGGGGCCCUCGGCUGCUGUGUUGCGUGUCCGACCUACAAGUCAGCACCGGGACUUAAAAGCCCGCUGUCAGGAUGAUGUCCUACAUAAAGCAACCCCAUUACACCAUGAACGGGUUAAAUCUGCCUGGUCCCGGAAUGGAUGUGCUUCACACAACCGUCGCUUAUCCAUGGUUCGCAGCCACUCCCCGGAAGCAGCGCAGGGAGCGCACCACCUUCACCCGGACACAGCUGGACAUCCUGGAGGCGCUGUUCUCCAAGACCCGCUACCCAGACAUCUUCAUGAGGGAGGAGGUGGCCCUCAAGAUCAACCUGCCGGAGUCACGUGUGCAGGUUUGGUUUAAAAACCGCCGUGCCAAGUGCCGCCAGCAGCAGCAGCAGAGCAGUGGCCAGUCCAAGCCGCGUCCUCCCAAGAAGAAGGCCUCUCCAGUGCAGGAGCCCGACGCCCCUGGUCCUGUCCCUAACCAGUCUAGCUCCUACAGCCCCUCCUCUGGCCAGUCAGGGUCCACCCUGGCACCCAGCUCCAGCACUGGAAACGCAGCUGUGUCCAUCUGGAGCCCUGCCAUGUCACCCCUGCCUGACCCCCUGGCUUCCUCAGCCCAGUGCAUGCAGCGGCCCUCACCUUACCCCAUGAGCUAUGGCCAGCCAUCGGCUUACACCCAAGGCUACGCCAGCACCACCUCCUACUUCACUGGCUUGGACUGCAGUGCCUACCUGUCCCCCAUGCACUCGCAGCUGUCGGGCACAGGGGGCGCUCUCAGCCCCAUCACCGUGCCCUCAAUGGGGGGCUCCUUAAGCCAGUCCCCGGCGUCUCUGUCCUCACAGGGCUACAGCACAGCCUCCUCCCUGGGCUUCACCUCUGUUGACUGCCUGGACUACAAGGACCAGCAGGCCUGGAAACUGGGCUUCACCACAAUGGACUGUCUGGACCACAAAGACCAAAACUCCUGGAAGUUCCAGGUGCUCUAGAAGGCGAGGGAGAACUUGUUAAAGUGUUUCAAACAUGUGCCGAACAUGUCAUGUGUGUCAGUGAGUUCUGUUUGAGAUAGUUUGAGGCAUGUUCUGCCCGAGGACUUGUUAUCCUUGAUUCUCAGUUUCUUGUUUGUAAGGUUUUGUUUGAUUUUCUAAAGUUGAUCUCUGUAGAGAUGCAUUUCAUGAUGAGAGGACAGUGACUGUCACUAACG